This is a messenger RNA of Arabidopsis arenosa, 895 nucleotides long. Lineage: Eukaryota; Viridiplantae; Streptophyta; Magnoliopsida; Brassicales; Brassicaceae. The record is from the annotation of a GenBank genome assembly.
AUUAUUAGGCCUUGGGGGAGACGAAUAAGAGGAAACGUGGAGAUGAGAAGAGCAACACUAAACAAACCCUAAUCCCCCGAUCGAUCAUGAGGUUUGUGAGACCCGUGAUCAUGAGGUUUAAAAAUCUCCCCCAAAAAAGUUGCAGUGUUAUCUCGGAGGGGAAAUCAUCUGGGUGUCGUGAUUUCUGUGACAUGCGUAGUCCAGAAUUCGAUAACUUUAAACUUAUUGAAAAGGCCAAGAAGAUGGGAAAUGUGGAUUUAGCCUUGUUCGUGAUGUACGAUUUUUAUCGCCACUGUGUUGGACUGGCUGUGGGAUCUGGUGUUGCCUAUCUUUUGAUUGGCACCAAUUCAGGAGAGGCUGCAGAAAUCGAAGAGGAGUGGAUGAAGAAGCAGCAGCUACUAAAGAGGAAUGAAGAACUCUUGGAGAAAUCUGUUUUGCUCGAUAUCGAAAAAUCGCAGAGCCGUAGCUACCUUGAACAUGCCUACUGUUCUGGCGGACCUGGCCUAACAGCCUUUAUCGGAUACUUUGGCUACAUUUUCUUGGAAGUUCUAGAAGGUAAUCGAAACGACAAGAAAUUUCGGGAAGUAUACAAAGAAUUCAAUCGCAGGGAAAAACUUUUUUAUGAAGAAAACAAAGAGAUUAUCAAGCUACUCGAGGAAGCUCAUGCUAACCGCAGACACUGGUGAACUUCAAGUGCCCAUCGUGUUGUGUUUUGGCAAGUUUGCUCAACUUUAAUAUGUUUUUAUGCUGGUUUGUGCUUUGAGGGGAAGUCUUGUUAAUGAUUCCUCAUAUUUGAGCAUUUUAGCUUGUGUAUCCAACAAGACUUCGUCUUUAUCCUUUCAUCCUUUGUUUCUGCUCUAGACCUUUUACUAGACUAUAAAUUGAUUCUCGCCAA